AAGUUAAAGUACAAAUGCAUAAGUAUGUAUUGACAUUUUAUUAUUGACCCCCGUCUUAAUAUAUAUAUAAACAAAAACUUAAAAGAAAGUACUUAGUUGAUCAUUUGAUAUAACAGGAAGAAAACAGACGGUUUUUGUGAAGAAUUUAAGCUUUAAAAAUGGAUGAAUCGAGUUUCAUCUGCGCCAUAUGUUUAGAAAUUGCAGACGAAGCUGUGGAAACUAAUUGUUGUCACCAUCUUUUUUGUGAGAGGUGUUUAAAUGGUAUGCUUGAAAGGCCUUGUCCUCACUGUCGAAAGAAUUUAAAAGUGGAAGUUGCGCAUUUUGCUCGAAGAAUAAUUGGUAAUAUGAUGGUUGAAUGCAAACAUUCUGGCUGUGAGUUGAAAAUAUCCAGAUCAGAAUUAGAACAACACCAAUCAAAGUGCGAGCACCGUCUUUAUACGUGCCCAAGUAAAACAUGUGUGUUUAGCGGAAGUAAACGGAAUUUCGCUACACAUUUAUGUGAAGCUCACCAAACAGAGGUCGUGAACAACGCUGAGAAGUGUUUUUUAACAGAUGAACAAAAAACUUCAACAAAAGAUCGAAUUCGAAAAACGACUAACAAAUAUGGUCGCUCAGCGCGUUUAGGAGAGUCAGGAAAAUAUUAUUGUGCUGGACGGCUUGAUAUAAAUUAUAGGUACUGCAGCUGUUGCGACGCUCACUGUGGACCGACAAAUGGAUGCAACUGUAGUGGAUGUAUGGAGCUUGACAUUGCUGCAAGACAACUUCCACGUCAUUGGUAUGUUAACAGGCAAGGUGCAACUGCAAGAAGAAGUAAGGAGAAUGGAAGAAUGUAUUGCGGUAGGCGUGUUUUGGUUGGAACUCCUGGUUGUGACGGAUACUGUGGUCCUGAAAAUGGUCCAAACUGCCAGUCAUGCGCUAUAUUGGAUAGUCAAAUUGCUACUCGAUAUGCUUAAAAAAUGCAGGAACCCUAACUUAGUUUCUGUUCCGUGAAUUACGAGAGAAAUUCUUGAAAAUGAGACACCUCGUCAUGUCAUCAAGGGAUAUUGUGUGAACGUAGAAUAUUAAGAAAUAUUUUUUUUCUACGAAAAAAUUUUGAAAAAAAUAUUUUGUUGUUGUUCUUCCGCAUACGUACGAGUCAUCAGCAGAUCUUGAAGUGAUCAAUAGCGAGCUACCUAGAUCGCCUACGUCCUGUUCACAGCAUUUCAUUCAGAUUGGAUUUAUUUACUCAUUAUGAUGGUGCUCCACUUUGAUAACCAAUUCGCUGGCUCUGAUGGCAAAUAAAUGGGUUACAAAGUCGUCAAACAUCACAAAGUGUUUUCCCUGUUAAAGCUUAGUGUACAACCUUUUCUGCACUGCUUCUGCCUUUUAGUUAUUCACUCAAACUCACUUAAGAGUGAAAGAUUAAACUUUUAAGGAUUUAAUGAGUGGUAAAGAGAUUUUUGUUUUCCCGUUGUUUCCUCUAAUUCUUUGCUUUUUAAAUUUGAUGUGCAUCCUGUUGUGCAAAAAUCAGUAAAUGAUUCGUCGGAAAAGUCAGCAUUUUUUUUCGUGUUUACAAAAACAAACAUUAAGAGAGGCUAGAUAUUUUUCCUUGUUAAAAAAA
This is a messenger RNA of Hydractinia symbiolongicarpus, 1600 nucleotides long. Its product is annotated as E3 ubiquitin-protein ligase NRDP1-like. The record is from RefSeq and is a predicted model, not a curated record. Bases 159 to 953 code for a protein of 264 amino acids. The transcript has 2 exons. Gene Ontology annotation, molecular function: zinc ion binding. NCBI's taxonomy places the organism in Eukaryota, Metazoa, Cnidaria, Hydrozoa, Anthoathecata, Hydractiniidae.